GGAUCAAUAUGGCCGCCACUUGUUGGCUGUCGUCGAGUUGUUGUGUUUUCUUCUGGUUUUUGUUUCGCAUCUAUUAAAUACGAUUUUUUCCCCGUUGUAAGUUAUUUAAUGAUUUCCGGGCUUAGAUGUUUUGUACGUUCGCGAUCGGUAAUUCGUUACACGAAAAGUUUUCAGACGGGAAUUCAUCAAAGUUGCUGGAGCUGACUGGGAGCGAGAGCAGCAGCACCAGCAGUAGAAAGUGCAGCAGUUUGACGGUCAAGCUGUUUUGCCCACAAAAUGGAUUAUGAUGAACGGAUGACAUUUUGGUGUUUUGCAAGAGUUCCGAGUGUGAUUUAGCGUUUUAGCCACUGACUACGUGGGCCCAUCACUGCGUGACGGGCCGCAAGAGAACUGAAAUCGCGUCGCUAGUCAGAAUCACGGAAUCGUGAGUGGAGUUUUGUAAGAAAGUACGGAGUCGGUACGGAGGAGAAGGGGCGCGUUCACAUCUUGUCGCGGGUGUGUUAUUGAAAGUAGAGUGUGGAGAAUAAAGUGACAUAUUUGGCCCAGGAGCGAAAGUCGUGCGUAAUCCACGGGAGGCGGCGAGAAUCCGUGCAACAAAGGAGAUAUUGAAGGGUUGCAGUGAGUUGCCUGGCAUUUGUCGACGACGGGAGCAGCGCUGUCAAUAAUAGUUCUCCAAGUGCCUUUUAGUCGACCUAGUUUACGGUUUGUGUCGAUCGUACUCCGUUCGGCGAGUGGAGUCUUACGCCAGCAUGGUCUGUGACGGUGUUUUCUGCAGCGCUAGUGUGACUCGCGCACUGUGAAGCAAGUGGCCGGUUGGAAGUCGCUCCGUGCGGAGGUUUGUGCUGUUCAAAUCCUCUUGGAAACAACAGAUUGCGGCAAGUGUCCCUUUAGAGGCCGCUCUGAAUUCACCCCCCACGUUAGGUUUGCGAAAUUAUUAGUUCACGGUCAGUGCAGCCGCCCGAACCGCCCAUUGGACGUACGGUUUGCAACACAGUCGGGGAGUGCUUUGUGCAGUGAACAUUCUGCCGAGAAGUAAUGCUAAUCGAGGAAGUGACCGAGUUCAGAUCUUUUCGCUGAACUGCCGAGUGCAACUUGAACUGAGUUGGUGGAAACACGCAACCGCAAAGGAAUACUCUACCCUUAAGGAUACAACUUAAUCCGAUGCUACAUGGAUGAGACACCGGCGAAUCCGGCAACUAUCGAAAGACAGAUCAUCUCAAGAUGAUAACAAUGGAGGCGAACGGGCAAGGUCAGUUGUUAAUCCUGCAACUACAACCCACAUGAACGGUGCCGCUGCUUCUGAAAAUUUGGGGGGUGGUAGUGCUAAUAGUAACGGUGUAAGUCCAGUUACUCGGAUACAAACACGUCGCCCCCAGACACAAACACCAUCUCCAAUAGAACAAAAAGCUCUACUGGCACCACAAGUCCUGUCGCUUACCAUCCAUAAAGACUCCAAUGGAUAUGGAAUGAAGGUGUCUGGUGAUAAUCCUGUAUUUGUGGAAAGCGUCAAGGCUGGAGGAGCAGCACAAAAGGCUGGUUUGAUUGCGGGUGAUAUGAUAUUAAAAGUCAACGGUGUUGAAGUACGCCUGGAAAAACACACUACAGUGGUCCAAUUAAUCAAAUCUCGUUUGGUUGUUGAGUUGACUGUUCAGCGAAGCAGAGAAAAGAUGCAGCGUCCAAACUCCUUAGGCUCGGCAUCAUCCACGCCGGUUCCGCAACGUGAUAGGAUAACUGGUCCACAGCCAGUAGAUAGUGAAAAACGACGAGAAAUGGAACAUGCGAAAAUUCGAACUUUGCGCUUAAUGUUGGAUCAGGAAAAGAAAAAUUUGGAAAAUCUCGUAGCAAAUAGCAGUUCAGGGAAUCGUCAAGAUCGUUCACGAGCCGAGGCAAAUAUACGAAAAUUACAAGAGCAAUUGAGACAGGUUGGCGGAGAAGACCCACCAAAAAUAUUUCUUAAUUCGCCAACUUCUGGUUCAACUUCAAAUACUGUAACUCCUGUCGUCUAUCCCUUAACAAGUCCGCAGCACCAUCAUUCAAGUCCAGCCUUUCUGUCCCGAUUCCCUCGUUCCUUAUCGUCACUCAGUCUUGGUACUCGUAAAAAAACCGAGAAAGAUAUUCCGUCCCCGUUGAGCAACAUUGUUCAGCAAAGUCCAGAUCAGUUGGCUACACCAUCGUUGCUACAUCACCAUCAUCAACAGACAACGUCACAACAGCAGCAAUCAAUGUUACAUAAUGCUACUCCGUCUAAAAGGAAAUUUAUAGGAAGCGAAAAGAAUCUCAAGGACGAAACACCACCACCGCUCCCCCAGCGUAACCCACCUCGUAAACUGGUGUGUCAACCAGACGAUUUUAACCACCAACAUCAACACGCGGCUGACUGGCGACGUAACAUUCCUAUAUCCGAUUUGGAUAAUUCAGUUAAUGCAGUACACAAUCAAAGUGUAAGUUAUCACCCGAAUUCAAAGACAGGCGCACCUAGCGCCUUGCCAGUAGCGAUUGGAAGCCAAUCGGCUGGCGGAUCGAAACCAUCGUCAACCAAAAAACGACCAAAAACGAAAACAAAAGCUUUAUCGGAUCCAAAGAUGAGCACACAGAUGUUUUUACAAAUGGAAAAAGAGCACGGCAACAGUUUGGAUGAUGCUGCCAGUGUUACGCCCCCACCGUUACCGCCCAGACAACCGGGCAUGAUGGAGGAAUGUCAAAAUUUUGCAAACAAUGCAAAAACAUUGAUGCAAAGCAGUAAUAUGACGGGCAUGGGAAGCGGUCUGCAGGGAUCGACAAAUUCUCUGAGACCUUUGCCGAACAGUAUCGACACUUUAAUGAAUUAUCCUUUGGUCGCGACCUGUACACCGAUUCGUGAUAAUUUAUUAGCAUUUCCGCUCUCUCAACGACCUAAUAUAGUGCAAAAACUGCAGCAUCAUCAACAACAACAAAGUCAACAAUUUCUUAACAAUAACUUUCACCAUAAUUUGCCAUCAGCCCCAACACACUCUUCUGCUUCCGUUAAUAAGUCUAAUGUUCUGGGGCAAACACCACCGCAACAAAUGACGAAUCUCACGAAACAUAGGAGGGUCGUGUCUUCUCCAGAACAUAUUCAAGAUCGUCAUCCUCCAGAUCGGCACAAUAAGUCCUCAUCGGGAUCAUGGGAAUUAUUGGAAAAAGACAAUGAACCAACACCGCCUGGUACUCCCCCACCGCCGUACUUAUCGCCAUCACAAGUUCAGUCACAAAAUCUGCAAGGAGGCGAUGGGACAGACAAUGUGGAUCCCGAUCAAAAGUCUUCUUAUUUGGACAAUCCAAAUCCAUUCAGUGGAAUUGCAACUAACGACAUUAUGGCGGCCCAAGCGAAUGCAAUCCAAAAAGAAAUCAUACUCAUGGAUGACGAUGAAGUAUCCGAUCAAGAAUGUCUUGUUGACGAGGAGGCUCCAUUCAACUACUUGGUGCGCCUUUUAAAACUCGAAAACACAGUAUACCUAGCUGUCUUUUUGAAUUAUCUAUUAUCAAAUUGUGAUCCCGUACCUCUACUAUUCUAUCUCAUCACGGACCUGUACAAAGAGGGAACAGCAAAAGACAUGAGAAAAUGGGCUUAUGAAAUUCAUUCAACAUUUCUUGUACCAAGUGCGCCUUUAUUGUGGUUUAAAGUUGACGAAUCGUUAGCGCGAGAAGUGGACAAUAUCUUGCAAUAUGAAUAUGAUAAAGUUGAGAUUUUAAAGAAAGUUUUCUGGAAAAGUCGGAAAAAAGCCAAAGAAAAAAUUAAUGAACAACUUCGAAUAUUCCAACAGAGACGAAUUGAAGGAAUGGGUACGAUAUAUGGUCCAACCGAUCAACAAUUGGCUGCAGCAAAAGGCGAUAAAGCUAAGGAGCAGAAAAUUUUUGAGGAAACACUUUUGCCAAAAUUGCAGGAUCUAGUUCAUCAAAUCGAACACGAAACACCUCCGAAAGCAGAGAAGCUGGCGUUAAGUUCUGCGCUGUCAACAGUACUCCAUCGCAUUUUCAUAACACGUAGUAAUCCUGGAAGUCCCAUCGAUUCGGUGCAUCACUUUGUAAGUCGCGAGAAAAGUUUCAAAAGUCGAUUAAUGGGCAAAAAUCGUAAGAUGGUUGUUCUCGGUCAUCCCCUAGUUUUACGACAAUACUACGAAGUGACGCAUUGCAACCAUUGCCAAACAAUAAUUUGGGGUGUGAGUCCGCAAGGCUUACAUUGUACUGAUUGUAAACUUAACAUUCAUCGUAACUGUUUGCGUGAUUUGGAAGAAAGUUGUCCUGGACCAGUGCUACAGAAGCGCAAGGAACAGCAUACAGACAAUAAAAUUAGUAAAUUUAUGGAAAAAAUUCGACCAACACAUCAUUUCAUUCAAAAUGAGCGGGCGCGUCGUGUAGAUGAGGAAGCUACGGAUGAGUUGCUCGCAGAUCGACCGCUAUCAGCGUCUGUUGCUAGACAGCCGUCGGAUCGACGACCGGAUUCGAGCGCACAAAUCAGUGGAGGUAGUGCAACAGCAUCAGGUCAAAGUGAAUGGACGUCACAAUCAGUGGAUAGCGAAACAAAUCCGCUUGAUGUUGAGCCGGAAACAUCAAAGAAAGAACGAUCAAAAUCGAAAUCAGCGCCAGUCUCGGUUAAUCGAUCGGAGUCUUAUAAGGAGAGAUUGUCACAGAAACGUAGUCGUAAUAACCGUCGAAAGACAUCAGAUCCUAGCUUAACAAAAACAAACGAUGAACAAGAUCUGGCAUUAUCGAAUCAUGCAGGAAGUUGUUCUAGCUCCAGUCUAUCGUCCACAAGCCUGGAAAGUCCUAGUAUUUCAUUGGAACAAGUGACUGGACCUUCAAUCUCAAAUUCCAUAAAUAUUUCCCAAUUGGCGGCGACGGCUACGUCGGGUGUGACAUCCAGACAAUGGCUGGAGAGCGAAGAAGAGGAACCGGAUCAUUUAGAGACCGACUGGAGUUCAAAUGUUGCUGCAGAAAUUUUGGCCACGUUAUCGGAUAUUGAGAAGAAGCGACAAGAGAUAAUAAAUGAAAUUUAUCAAACAGAGCGGAGUCAUGUGCGAACAUUAAAACUCCUCGAUCGGAUAUUUAUGCGACCAUUGUUAGAAAGCGGGGUGCUACCUCACGAUCACCUUCAGUCACUGUUUCCUCCCGGUUUGCUCUCUUUAAAAGAUAUCCAUAGUGCAUUUGAGUAUAAAUUGAAACAGCGACGUUCGGAACAUGGUCAUGUUGUUCGAACAUUGGGUGAUCUUCUCUCUGAAAUGUUUGAAGGUAGAAUUGGCGAAGAUCUACGUGAGUAUGCGGCACAGGUGUGUGCCCAUCAACAGAUCGCAUUGGAAGCACUGAAAGAAAAACGUCGAAAAGAUGAAAAUCUUCAUCGAUUCUUAGCUAAAGCAGAAUCGCAUAAAUCAUGUAGACGCUUACAAUUGAAGGAUUUACUUCCAACCGUUCUGCAACGUUUAACCAAAUAUCCAUUGCUUUUUGAAAAUUUAGUGAGUAUUACGAAACGUGUUGACCCAGACAAUAGCGCCGAAGUGGAUGCCAUACAAAGAGCUUUAGAUUCAUCGAAAAGAAUUUUAGUUUACGUCAAUCAGGCUGUGAAAGCUGCUGAAGAUGCCCAUAAAUUGCAGACGAUUCAGCGCAAACUAGAUAAGUCGAGCAUUGAUAAAGAUCUAAGCGAGCUUAGGAAUUUAGACUUAACGCAAUACAAGCUGAUAUACGAUGGACAUCUACAAUUGAAGAAAAUUCCUAGCGUGCAAUUGCAUGGCCUACUUUUUGAGAACAUGAUGGUCUUACUGCAAAAAUUGGAUGAUAAGUAUCUACUACGGAGUUUUCCCCAUACUCUUGCAGGAGGCGGUGAAGGUUUUAUAAGUCCAAUUACGCAUUUCGAUCAACAAACUUUAGUGCGACAAUCGGCUGUUGAUAAGAAUACUUUCUUUUUAAUUAUCACUAAGACUUCACAAAUGUUGGAGCUUAAGGCACCAAGCAGUUCGGAGUGUAAAACAUGGUUCAAGCAUAUCUCUGAUGCUGCCGAACAGUAUAAGCCACGAUCAAAAAGCAGUCACGAUGUGGCUGAAGAUCCAGCCAGCGCAACUUUACCUCAUUCCAAUACAAAAGAAUCUCUCGAAAGCGCUACAGAUCGACUACCAACUGAGACACCAACACCAGAUAUUGCAAAUGUCUCACGGCAGGCUGCCGAUCAACAGAGUGCAACGCGAAGCAAUAAUGACAAUGUUACCGACCCGGGAACUGAACCCAACACAAAAGAAAGCCAAAGGGACUCUCAGAAGCUUAGCAAUGACAAAAACAGUGACAAAGAAACCACCACUGCAACCGACAAAAACUCACAAACAGAGCAAGCUAAUAAAAAAUGUGAUAGUAGUAGCACCCUCUAUUCAAAUAAUUCUAACAACACAAGGACGUUGACACAACAUUGCGCUCUGUUAGAACCAAGUGAGAUUCAGAUCAGCAUAAGUCCGGCGCAUACAGCUGAACCAGUACUGACCAAUAGUGAACGUUUGCGACGACUUGACGACAAGAUACGAUCAGAUCUACUGGAGAAGGAGCGUAUCAUCUGUGACAUGUUUCGAGUACCACAUGAGCAUUUUGCAGCGAUUGUUGACAUUGCUAGCCAACCAGAAGCUCCGAAAGAUACUUCGAAUAUCGCAUUGGCCGCCUUUGCCCACGUGCAGACCCUCACCGAACUGGUGAAUCAGUUCAUGAAGAUAACACCCGAACAGGAGAUAUCAGCAGUCUCGACAGCCGUAUGUGAUCGAUGCUACCUGCGUACAGCACGAGGGGCCUCCCCUAUGCCACCAGCUGUAAACGUAGUUGACUCGACAACCGCAAUAACCACCAACUUAGUCUCUCCAACACAAGCUGAAUGUGAUGUUUAUGAUGACAAAAUAAUUCAAGAAGAUGAUGGUUAUUGCCAAAUAGAUGAAUUACGUUUGCCAUCAAUCGGCGCUACCAUGGCGGCAAGUCAACCAAUUCCGGUAGCAAGUAGCAGUGACUCGAGUACAUCAGAUGCUACCCCAACUGUAAGUAGUGUAGAAUCGAAGGAAGUGAAUACGAAUGCACAGCAAAGUGGAGUUGGUUCUGGAAAGGACGCCUCCGAACAAAUGGAAAAAAGCGCUACGAAGAAAAUCGAUGUGGCAUCUGAGGUACCGUCAGAAGGUAUUCAGAAGGAACAGUCGAAGGUAUCAGAUAACUCUUCUGUCAGUGAAGAUAUUUUACAACAUGAUGACCACGACACGACGACUUCAUCCACGAAGUGCCCGAUCGAUAAGAACGACGCAUCACAAAGCGUUAAAUGUCAAUUUGUAACUGGCGUCAAUGAACUUAGUCAAAGCUGUGGACCGAAUCGUUUCUCUCAUGCGCAUUCAUUAGGACCCUCAGUGCCUUGCCAUGUUAUAAGUGGCAUCGUGACCGCCCUGAGCUCUCAAAUAUCAUUAUUAUUGCCUAAAAUAAAUGAACGCGAUAUCGAACGAGAACGAUUACGCCGAGAGAAUCAAAAUCUACGAGAGUUACUCAAUUCAAUGCAUGCGCGCCAGCGAGUUGAAGAAGAAAAGGAAACUCCAGAAAAUAUAAAAAGUGCCGACAAUCCUCCUACCUGAAUGCCAGAGAAUCCAAUUCGCCCGCGGGACGUCGUUAAGAAUUAAUUAAAUACUAACAGGAUAUAAUCACACCAUUCAUUAGCCAAAAAAAAAAUUAUUGUGUCUUUCAUUAUAUACACUUGAACCCACGUAUACACCAAUGCGCAAUGCGAUCUAUUAUCUACGUACUGUUAAGAGCACAGAUUUUUUGAUUUUUCAGCAGCGGAAGUUUGUGUGGUCCUUUUGGCAACAUUGACCUGACCCUAGCUGAAGCGCUUAACAAUUAACUUUGAUAUCAUCGGUCAAUUUUUUUAUCGGAGAAAAGUUCGUUUUGUUUUGAGAGAAAGUACUGAAUAUUACUGAAUUCAUACGGCAAAGUUUUUAAGUAUGAAUGUGGCCUCGAACUGUUUAUUAUGAAAUUUUAUACAAAAGGCAUGUAAAUAAAUAAUGUAAUCUUUUGUAACGGUUCCUUUUAUAUAUCGAACCAAUUAGGAAUGCAAUUAUUGUUUAGGCUUCACUUGUAAAAAAAAAACGCGCGUAUUCGAGAGGAAAGAAACAUUAAAAUGUAGAUAACGCUGAAACAAUAAACUUGAUUUAAGCAUUAAAAUGUUAACAAACACCACGUAUUACACGACAUAGUAAAGAUGAUGUAACAAUUUGAAAUAUUAACUGUGGAACCAAUGAGCCUACGUUCAUAAAGAUUGGUUAGAAUAGAGAAAUGGUAGAAAUCUGUUGAUUAUCACUCCUCCUUUUGCCACACUCAGAUGCAGUUAGAUGAAGCGUAUUGAACUGUGCGGUUGUCCCGCUGUUCGGUGUACGCAAAGGCAGUCUGCCCAAUGCAAAGCUACAAACUCCUCCUCUGCAUACUUGCCACAUGUGCAAGGCCCAAUGGAAGGAGCCAUCUGCAGCUAGUUGGGAGCUUUGUUGCGAGUUCGUUUCUAAUUACCAUCUCCGCUAGGUUGAUAUUUCAUAAUUUAUGAAUACCGAAGUUAUUAAUUUAUUUACUAGGAAGACAUGUAGGACUUAAGAGAAUAAAUUAUACGACAAACAAAUUUUAUUGGAAUCAAAGAUUAUUUUUUUUCUGACAGCAACGUAAAGUAUGAUUUGUUUUUAAUCAAAAGAUGGAAAAGAGAAUAUUUAUACGACGAAUUUUGUUUCUGUUCAAUUUUUUUUUAAUUUUAUUAUUGAAUAAAUGUUUAUAUUAAAUCAAAUCCGUAACGUUACAUUAAGGAGAACAUAUAUUAAAAACGUAAGAAGGGACUACUACGACAUGGACGUGACUAUAGAUUUCUAGCAUCAGAGAAAUGAACAAAAACGAUUAGUUCUUCCCGAGCGAAGAUCUUAUGAAACAAAAUUCAUAUCCGCAAUAUUAUGCAAACAUUCAAAUAAUUUAUAUAAUGAAUAAAAUACUAAAUCAUAAACAGA
Molecule: messenger RNA, 8996 nt
Organism: Hermetia illucens (black soldier fly)
Lineage: Eukaryota; Metazoa; Arthropoda; Insecta; Diptera; Stratiomyidae
Gene: RhoGEF2
Product: rho guanine nucleotide exchange factor 11
Exons: 24
Coding region: 1173-7592 (2139 amino acids)
Biological process (GO): G protein-coupled receptor signaling pathway
Cellular component (GO): cytoplasm
Molecular function (GO): guanyl-nucleotide exchange factor activity; G protein-coupled receptor binding
Source: RefSeq, a predicted model, not a curated record